AUGCCACCCGCAGCCCCUUAUGGCAAGAUUAACAUUGCCGUUGCCGGUCUUGGUCGCAUGGGCAAGCGUCACGCCAAAACCCUCCUCUACCGCGUCCCGCACGCCAACCUCGUCGCUGUGUGCAGCAACGACGCGAAGGAACUCGAAUGGGCGCGUGAGUUCUUCAAGACCGAUGACAAGAAGACUGAGAUCAAGGUCUUCGACUCGUACGCCGACAUGAUCGAGCUCCCAGGCCUACAAGCUGUCUGGGUGUCAACUAGCACAAACGUGCAUGCACCCUUCACUCUUCAGGCAAUUGCCAAGAACCUGCACGUAUUGUGCGAGAAGCCUAUCUCGCAGAAAUUAGAAGAGGCUCGAGCAGUCGUCGACGCUGCGAAGGCAAAUCCUCACUUGAAGGUCAUGGCUGGCUACUCGAGGCGCUUUGAUGCUAGCUACAGAGACGCAAAGGAUAAGGUAGACAAGGGUGUCAUUGGCAAGCCCUUCCUGGUUCGCUCGCAGACCUGCGAUCUUUUAGACGAAACUGGGUUCUUCGUUCGAUAUGCGGCGAAGAAUGGUGGCGUGUUCGUGGACUGCUGUAUCCACGACAUCGACCUCUCCCUCUACUAUCUUGGAGAUGUUAUUCCCAAGGCUGUCUGGGCCAUUGGAACGAUUACGCAUCACCCCGAGCUCAAAGCCCUCAACGACGUCGACAACGGCAUCGGCAUGGUCGAGUACUGGGACGGCAAGCUUGCCUACUUCUACUGCUCCCGCACCCAAGCACAUGGCCAUGACGUCGCCACCGAGAUCACCGGUACUUCGGGUAAGAUCUCCGUCAACGUUCACCCGCGAUCCAACAAUGUCUUGGUGUCUGGGUCGCAUGGCAUUAGCAACGAGGUGCAGCCCAAGUACUGGGAGCGCUUCGAAGACGCAUUUGCGACCGAGGCCAAUGAGUACCUCGAAUCCAUCAUCCAAGAUAAACCGGUUCCGCUGCCACUAGAGCUCGGGAUCCGAAGUCUCGAAAUUGGUUGGGCCCUGCAGGAUGCUCUGCUGAGUGGGCAGACGCAGCACUUUGAUCGCCAGGGAAGGCAUGUAGCAGCACCGCCUGCAACCAAUGCUACCAACAGUGGUGGUGUCAAGGCAUAA
Mytilinidion resinicola is the source of this 1122-nucleotide messenger RNA. RefSeq names its product NAD(P)-binding protein. The record is from RefSeq and is a predicted model, not a curated record. Lineage: Eukaryota; Fungi; Ascomycota; Dothideomycetes; Mytilinidiales; Mytilinidiaceae. Gene Ontology annotation, biological process: NADPH regeneration. Gene Ontology annotation, cellular component: cytoplasm. The transcript is spliced from 3 exons. The coding region runs from base 1 to 1122 and encodes 373 amino acids. Gene Ontology annotation, molecular function: nucleotide binding; oxidoreductase activity.